AUGGGUAGACAGACUGAAGAGCGGAAUGCUACUGUCGCUGCUGCUGCAGAGGCCGCUGUUGCCGCCGCUAUUGGGGCUAAUGGAAACAAUGGGAGCAACGGGAAUGAUGGGAAUCCAGCUCAGGGCCAAGUAAAUGCAAACACACCAAUGUCUAAGCUAGUCGAACAGUUUCUGAAGUUGAAGCCUCCGAGGUUCAAUGGUAGAGGUAAUACUGAGGCUGCACCUCGAUGGGUGGAAGAGCUAGAAAAAGCUUUCGAAGUGCUGGGAUGCACGGAAGAGGAAAAAGUAACCCUGGCAGUCUACCAGCUUCAGGAUAACGCAAGCGAUUGGUGGAGAGCCACCAGAAGUCAAGUGUUCCCCGCUGGUACUGUUCCGACUUGGACUAUUUUUAUCGAGACCUUCAUUGGCAAGUAUUUCUCGAAAAGUGCCCGAGAGCAGAAGUUGGCUGAAUUUAUGAGGCUUUGCCAAGGUCAGAUGUGGGUAGAUCAAUAUGAGGCCGAGUUUGCAAGGCUGUCUAAGUUUGUCCCAAGAAUGAUAGAGGACCCAGUGGGCAAAGCCCGGUGGUUCCGAGAUGGACUGAAGCCGGAUCUCCGCAGUUAG
Molecule: messenger RNA, 600 nt
Organism: Syzygium oleosum
Lineage: Eukaryota; Viridiplantae; Streptophyta; Magnoliopsida; Myrtales; Myrtaceae
Exons: 1
Coding region: 1-600 (199 amino acids)
Source: RefSeq, a predicted model, not a curated record